Molecule: messenger RNA, 333 nt
Organism: Prorocentrum cordatum
Lineage: Eukaryota; Dinophyceae; Prorocentrales; Prorocentraceae
Source: the annotation of a GenBank genome assembly
AUGUUUGACUUCAUCUUUUCCUGCCUCGUGGGCACCGGCGUCGGCACCUACAAGAAGGAUGCGCUGGAACCGUGCCUGUCCAAGACCUUCAAGGCCAUCGUGGCAGGCAUCAAGAAGGCGACGCUGGUCCCGCCCGGCUGCUCCUUUUACGCCCUGUCGCUCGGAGGCGGUGUCGAGUAUGGCCCAGAAUGGCCGCAGCGUCGUCCCUCGGAUCAUUUCCCAAGGACCUUCCACGCUGGGCAGAAUUCGGUGCGAAGCCAUGUUCGAAUGAUAAGCGGCAGGGGCAGGUGGAAAUAUCAACUAUGGAGUGAUGUCCACGUCAUGCUCCAGUGA